AUGGCACCAACACGCAAAUCGUCGGGGGCGCGGGCGCCCUCGAGCCGCAACCUGAAACGGAGCGCGCCAUAUGCUGCUCCCCAGGAAAACCGUGCAACCAUCGAGAAGAAAAGGAAGACUGCUGCAAAAAACACAAGCACCGGGAAAGAGCAGAAACGGCAGAAAAAAACAGAAACCUCACCGGUUCGAAUCAUCAACACCGCGCCGACCCAGCGACUCGACGUGUAUGUGUUCGGCACAAACUGCGACGGCGAGUUAGGGCUAGGCGAUGCGACCAAAAAGACCGAGAUCCCACGUCCAGUCCUUAACCCCAAACUCCCGGCAGAGACAGUGGGAGUAGUAACGCUUGCUGUUGGCGGCGUUCACUCGGCUGCGCUUACGCAUGAUAACAAAAUCUUAACGUGGGGCGUUAACGACGAGGGCGCUCUCGGGAGAGACACACAGCAGGAUGAAGAGGAAAUCAAAUUACGCGAUCAGGAAGACAGCCCUGAUAGUGACGAGGAGGAGGAAUUGGUCAAUCUGAACUUGAAAGAGGCCACUCCAUCGCCUGUAGAUCCGUCUUGUUUCCCGCGCGACACCGUCUUUACACAGGUGGCAGCUACCGACAGCGCAACAUUCGCCCUCACUACCACUGGCUUGGUGUUUGGCUGGGGUACCUUCAAAGGAAACAGUGGGGAGAUCGGAUUCUCACCCAACUCCAAAAAGCAACAGAGGGUGCCGGUACUAAUUCCUGGCCUAAGUAAUGUUACAAAGCUUGCGGCUGGCUCUCAACACAUGCUGGCUUUAACGUCAAAGGGUGCUGUUCUGUCCUGGGGCUGCGAUGAACAGCAUCAGCUCGGGCGACGACGCGCACACCACAAUGCACCUCACCCGCUUGUUCCAGGAGAAUCUGCCCUGCCCUCUGGUAUGACAAACAUCGGUGCUGGAGAGUAUCAUUCAUUCGCAAUUCACAAGAGCGGCGCUGUAUACGGCUGGGGCUCAAACAACUUCGGCCAGACCGCCAUCUUCACUAGUGCUGGCCAAAGUGACGCGGUUGUGGUAUAUCCCACCAAGGUCAAGUCGCUCAAACAAAGGCCCAAAAUAAUAUCCAUAAACGGUGGCAAAGACCACAGUCUUGCUAUUAACGAAGAAGGAAAGUGUCUUUCAUGGGGCCGAAUUGAGAACAAGGCUCUGGGGCAUGACUUGAGCAACCUCCCUCCUUCCGAUGUUAUCUUUGACGAGCGUGAUCGCCCUAGGAUUUUAAAGGUCCCUACCGUCAUCAGCAGUAUCAGCGACAAGACUGUUGAAUCAUUGGGCCUAGGAACAGAUCAUUCCUUUGUCAUUACAAAGGAUGGAGAGGCGUACAGUUGGGGCUUCAACGUCCAAAAACAGGCUGGACAGCCCGGUGAUACUGAUGAAGUUGUUCUUCCUACACUGUUGAGCAACAAACACGUCGACGGGAAGAAAUUGGUCCUCGCUUCUGCUGGAGGCCAAUUUAGCAUGGUUGCUGGUGUGCACGAUGCGAAAGUGAAUGGUGUCAAGGAAUGA
This is a messenger RNA of Aspergillus puulaauensis, 1527 nucleotides long. RefSeq lists its product as uncharacterized. Gene Ontology annotation, molecular function: guanyl-nucleotide exchange factor activity. Bases 1 to 1527 code for a protein of 508 amino acids. Gene Ontology annotation, cellular component: cytoplasm. The record is from RefSeq and is a predicted model, not a curated record. Lineage: Eukaryota; Fungi; Ascomycota; Eurotiomycetes; Eurotiales; Aspergillaceae. The transcript is spliced from 3 exons.